Hippopotamus amphibius kiboko is the source of this 1344-nucleotide messenger RNA. Its product is annotated as F-box/LRR-repeat protein 20-like. Gene Ontology annotation, cellular component: SCF ubiquitin ligase complex. The record is from RefSeq and is a predicted model, not a curated record. NCBI's taxonomy places the organism in Eukaryota, Metazoa, Chordata, Mammalia, Artiodactyla, Hippopotamidae. Gene Ontology annotation, biological process: SCF-dependent proteasomal ubiquitin-dependent protein catabolic process. The transcript has 9 exons. Gene Ontology annotation, molecular function: protein binding. The coding region runs from base 1 to 1146 and encodes 381 amino acids.
AUGGAAAGGGAAAAAAGUAAUCUUACAGUGAAGAGACCUGACCAGCACUAUCUUGGCCAGGUGGUCAAGGUCAACAUCAUCAGUGGGAAGCAGAUCCAGAUCGCUGACUGCUGUGUGCUGGAGGAUGACUGGCUGGUGGCUCUGGGCCGCCGCCAGCCCCGCUCUCUCACUCUGCACCGCUGCCGCCUCGGUGGCCAGGCUGUGACAGACCAGGGCCUGAAGCGACUUUUCCAGCACUGUGGGGAUGUUCUUCAGGAGCUGAAUGUGACCAGCUGCAGUGGCCCUGGGCUUGCAGGAGACAAGAUCCUGCUCCAUGCAGGGGCCCUCUGCAGCAGAUUGACAGCAGUGGAUCUAAGUUGGUCGGGGGCCACAGAUGUGGGCGUGCUGGCUCUCAUACAAGGAGUUUCAGGCCUUCAAGGACUCUCCGUUAAUGGAUGCCAGGUUACAGACAAAGCCAUUGAAGCUUUAGUUAAAAAGCAUGGAAACAGUCUCCACAAAAUAGAAGUAUUUGGCUGCCUUGCUCUUACCACCAGGAGUGUGGGCUCCCUGGCCCUACAAUGUCCACACCUUCGGACCUUGAACAUUGGAAGAGUCCCCAAGGUUUCUGAGGCCUGCCUGGUCAGGAGCCUGGAGAACUUACGAGAAGGGACUGCGCUUAAUGUUGCUGGCCUCAAAAUGGUGAGGGAUCAGAUCGUCCAUCUCAUUGUCACACAAUGUCCUAAACUGGACAGCCUGGUCCUCAGCUCUUGCUUUCAGGUAACAGACCUGAGCUUGGUGGAAAUCAGCACCCAUCUGCGAACCCUCAGGUAUCUUGAUGUGAGUGGAUGCCGACAGGUAACCAAUGCAGGAAUCCAUGCAUUGGCAAGAAGGUGCCACCAGCUCAAGUAUCUGGACCUAAGCUCUACAGGGAUAAGCAAAAGAGGGGUUUGUUCAUUGGCUAAUUAUUGUCAUAUUAGUUUGGAAUGUGUGAAACUCAGUUUCUGCAAGAAUGUCACUCUGGAUGUGGUUAAAAAGCUUUGUAAAAACUGUAGACGGUUGAAGAUUCUCCAUCUUUACGGCUGCACCAUCACUUCUGACCUGUGUAAAAUAAAAGAAGCUUAUGGAAGAGUCCAAGUAUUUCAUGAUAUGUCUGCCCUUACCUGCUAAUGUUUUCAGGAAAAUAGAACUUCUAGCAACAAAGACUUUGAAAAUACACAUAGUUAAAUAUGCCCAGAAAUUUCCCCAAUUAAAGUAAGAUAUAAAUUAUUUUUAAUCUAGAUGAAGAUAAGGGGUAAUUGCACAUGAAAUUUUGGCAUCUCAUACAAAAAUAAUGCAUUUUUGUAUGCCAAGCAGCUCUCCCCCCUC